This is a messenger RNA of Spirometra erinaceieuropaei, 43364 nucleotides long. Lineage: Eukaryota; Metazoa; Platyhelminthes; Cestoda; Diphyllobothriidea; Diphyllobothriidae. The record is from the annotation of a GenBank genome assembly.
AUGAACAAGGCAGGUCAACUCCAAGAAGCCAAUGUAGGUGACAGCGGUUUCAGGAUGCAAUUAAAACCAAAGCUUGCUCCAAAUAGUCUACAAGAAAAAGAAACUCAAAUAUAUUUUGUUUCGAGCAAAGAACCAGGAAAUAUUUACUAUCGGCGCCCACUACCCACCCUGCUGCACAGCAAUACCUGCCACUAUCUUGCGCGAAUUCCCACCGAUGGACAAGCUUUCCAUCUGGAUAGUAAUAAAAAGGCUACUAUUGUCAGUAAGGACAAUGGCUCGGGAAGUAUGAGUAUACACGACGUAAUCGUCAAAAAAGUUUCCGCGAGGCCUCAUGCUGGAAGCAAACCUACAACAACUAACGAUUCUUCCGCGAGCAAUCUUCGGAAAAUCAUUUCAAAGGACCAUUUUAACCAGCAUUUAGGUGCCAACUGUGUAGAGGAAUGGAAGGAUGAGAAAAAAACAGCUCCAACAAUCAAAGAAACGGCCAGUUCAUCGUUAUCAUCCGACAAACGUAUUAAGAAAACGCCAUACGAAAGAAUAUUGGAGUGCCUGGACAGCAACUGGACAAAUACGCAAGAUGCAAAGUAUAAUUUCUUUGACUCCAGCAACACGCUUCGGCGUUAUGUGCUGCGUGAAACGCUAGGCACUGGAACCUUCUCAAAAGUACAACUAGCUACACACAUGAUGACCAAAGGUAGACCAUGCGACUCAAGGUUUUAUAUUUGUUUGAUAAAUGGCCCGUUUACAAUGCUAAACGUUUUUGAUUUCCAGUAAAUUAUUAAACGACCGCGCCUGAAAAAAUUUUGGCACCCAUACCUACCUGGAAAAGGAGGCGGGGUUAGUAUAUUUCUCACUGCAAGAAAAAGAAUCUUACAAUCAUUUUUGAGCAAGAGGCAGAACGUAGCAAGAAGCGUAGAAGGAGUUGGGUCAAGCUAUAUCAGUAAAUCCAAAGUAAAUAUUUUUAAAAUUGUCAAAGUAAAAUCAGUGGAGAUUUGCGUAAAAAUUAUCACCCUUUUAUAUAAUAAUCUCAUUUGUAAGAAUGACAUAACUUGUCUUAAAUACUCAGACUGUGAUGUGGUAGGUGGAUACCUUCGCCUAAAUGGGGGGCAAAAUCAAUAACUGUUAGUACCAGAUCUCAAUUUCACACUGACAGCGUUAAAACGGAAGACGGUCGUCCGAAAUACAUUUUAGUGCUAGAGCAUAAAAUAAGGGAAACUGCGAUUUCUUGACUCCAUCAUGUAUUUCUUUAUCCUCCUAUGUAAAUAUAAAACAUACUUUUAAUCUCGUUCUUGUGAACUGCUUUCGUGAACAGUCAGUCUUUGCUAAACUUAGCCGUACAUACAAGGCUUAUUCAUUGUUUCUUUCCAGUUUUGUCCAUACACGGUUAAUAAGAUCUUAAGGAAUCCUUCUCACAUACCUCGUUCGGAUAUUUUUAUGGUCUUUUAGAUGUCUAUUGGGCAUAUUCAAAGAAAUUCUUGCAAUUUUUGAGGGUGUCAUUUAGUUAUAUCCCCACCGCCCGUGUUGGUUGCCUUUUCAACUUUCGCUGCCCUGAUGUCAUGUCUUUUAUUAAACGGCCCGACGAUUUUUUAAGAACGUGCAUUUUCCAUACCUGGUCUCUUUUAGACUGAAGAACAUCGAAAGUAGUCAGUCAUUGCAUUCGGUUAGUGGUUUCAGUUUAGACUGAUUCUUCCUUAAUAUUACGAAGCGGGUUGAUUACUGAUAAAAUAGGUGCCAAGCACUCUUGCUCCGAUUAGUUUUGCACAAAUUAGAAUACAUCGAUCAGGCAACACGUAGUCAUCCGCGGGCAAGGAUAGGUUGUGUAACCCCACUGGGUUUGGAAUAUAUAAGCAAUUACUUUAUUUGUUUUAGCUGGCCUUGUUUUGUUUAUUAUUCCGUAGCUGCAGGAAGUCUCUCUUUGUGUGUUAUCUAACACUUUGAUAUAACUGCAUGCAUAGGGUUUUUUCAGUAUGACGUUUUAGCGAUAAUUAUUUGGCAUGAUGGUCUCGCUCCCCUUCCUCGUAAUCUCUUUGUCAUACCUUGAUUUCCUAGUUAUCCCAAUGUACUUGCAUUGCCUUCCGUUGUCGACUCCGUUUGCCAUGAUUUACUUAUUUCUUCCAGGAGAGUAGUUAAAACUUUUUGUGUCUUGUCGGUACUCACCAUACUGUACGUGCUACAAGGAUCGCCGAAUGCGUUUUGAUCUACCUUGCCUCGGUUAGAACACAGAUUUUCUGCUUCCUCGAUAUCUCUGAACGGUCCCUGUUGUCGAACGCGUACAUCUGACUUAUUUAUUUGUAUAACAGUACUUGUGUCUGAUGUCUCUCAUAAACAAUAUUAGGACAAUUAAAUUUAAUUGAGAGGUGAGAUUGCACAACCUACCGUUGCCCCUCUGGUUUAGAGAUUAGAGUGGGUGAUAAAAUCGUUAACGCUUGCUGGCAAGAUAAACAGCAUUUAUAGUGAUGGAUAAGUUCAGCGAACUGCACAAAUGAAAAAAUUUGUUUAUCUUCCAGAGAGUAAAAACGAAGGGGAAGAAGUCAAUAUGGCUUUUUACGGCAUGCAUUACUUACUUAUUUGCUCGGCAUUUUGGUUUUCUCUUCAGUGCCAGAUUGGUGGAUCAUGGGCCAAAAAUUACUAAUAAUUAUGAUAAAGUUAUUAAUGACAGUUUCAUCAUGCAUCGAUUCCUCUUCGAUUUGAUACAAGCGUAGAAGCGAAUAGGAAAGAUAGAUAGUCUAAAACAAUAAGAACCAAAGCUUUUCACAUCAUCUCAGUAGAUUACAUUAGUAUUUGGUUAAGUAUCCCAUGUUGCUGAUCUAAAGUUUACAAGAAAAGGAAUUAUAGACUUCUGUGUAACUUCUUGUUUCACAGCUGGUUUGAGUAACUGUCCCAGUCAACUGCUUUAAAAAGUAAUGAACAUUCGUGCGUGCCACAAAAGUAGUAAAAUGUGGCACGUCUCUUAGGUUAAUUUCAUUUCCUUGAAUUUCAUCAUUUACUCAGGAAUUAUGCGUCACUUAAACAACUGGUUCUACGCGUACUAAAACCAAAUUAUGCAAAGUAAGUAAACGGCAAGUUCACAUUGUGUGAAUUAAACUGCUACGUAAUUCUUAUAAUUCGUCAGUUUUGCCAAUUCGAGUGCGAAAUCAGCAGGGCUAAAUCAUGUACUUUUGUUUAAUCAAUCGACUAAAUACUUUCCAACACUUGCGUUGCAUUAGCGCCUUCGUUAUCAGUCAAAAGACAGAUAUUGAAAAGCCUUGACUAAGAGGACAUCCGGUUUGGAUCUUGAUGGUUUAUUCCAAAUGAAGUGACAUUUAAACACGAAUAGGAAGACUGAAGAUUGGACGAAUUAGUAAGCCGGGUAAAAAUUAAACGAAUUAAUCUCAAAAAUGACUAAUACGUUCUGACGGUUUGUCGAAACUAAUCUGAUUUUCGCUGGUUUGCUGCUGGUCGUAUCCUCAUUAACUGAAAGUAUGUCAGAUUUACCCUUUCCCAACCAGCAUACGUUGGGGUCUUCUGACUUUUACAAUCUGCUUAUACUUUUAAAAUAUCAGGUUUCGUAAGAUCAGCUACCAAUAUUCCAGACUUUUGCUUUUCCCUUCACAAGGUUAAAGCACUCACGCGUGUUCGUGGACUGUGUGAUUGGCUUGUUUAAGUCCAAUAGUUGUCGAUACUGAGAAAAUAAGUUGACGCAUACAGGCAUCACGUGUCAUUGUUUACUAUCAUCUGUCAUGGUGACACGUCGAGCCAUACUUAUGAAUUAUAAAGUCGAAUUUUAUUUCCACAAUUUCGCGAUUAAAGUGUAUAUCCCAAGCAAAUUAUUAUUCCAUAUCGGCAAACACUGAUCUUUAUGGAGUCUUCACUUUGAAUAGCACAGUUCUUUUUAACCAUAAGAAAUCCAAAUAAAUAACGGUGAAUGCCUUAAGGUAACCUACCGUGCAUAAUUAACACUGCUUAUAUCAAAAUUAUAUUUCAGUGAAAUUUUGAUGAAGCACAGUUAAUUAGAUGACCAGACAUGGCGUUUGCAAAGUAAUACCCACUUGCGUCACGUUGUACAACUUGUCAGCUUAAACAACAAAAUGGAAUUCGUUUGACAAGAAUAAUACAAAAAUAUUCAAGUAACUAAUCAAGAGAGUAUGCCAAUAUCAGCAAAUGCUAUUUGGCAAUUAAUAACUGCUCACAUCAGGCGUUUGGUGAAACUUACUAUAGCAAACCGUUUAAUUUUUAAAUACUUGUUGACCUCGACUAUGCUCUCGGAAAACGUGCUUACUGAACGAAAAAUAAACUGAAAAAUCCCGAGAAUGUUGAAGCUCGAGAAAAAGAAAUACAGAAAUGUAUGUCUGAAUGUUGAGUGCAGAAGUGUAUUAACUGUACACAGAAAAAUACUCAUUGAAUAAAGGAUUUUUCAAGCCAAAUGCGAAUUUUUCAUUCAUAAUAGCUAAAGAUCUCCUUAGUUCUAUAGGGCAGGGUUCGCCACCAAAUUUGAAAACCCCGCAUUUAUUCCCGAAGAACUUUCUUGGUUUGUAGUUUGGAAACCGUGAAUGCAAGUGUAACGGCAGUUCGAAUUCAAGAUAAAUCGGGAAUUGGAAAAGGUUUUAAAAGCCAAAUGAUAACCUUUUUAAGUAUAACAUUUGAAGAAGACAUACUUUUCUACCGAAUGGGUGCAUGAAUGAAUAUUUCAUGCAUGUUUUCCAUGAAAUAUAAUUGAAUUUUUAGGGGCAUCGAAAAUAAAUGAGAAAAUAUCGUGCUACUUAAGUAUUCAUUUUUUACUUAGCGUAGAUUCUGCUUGUGGCCAGAAAGAUGUUCGUUCGAAACUUGUCAUCCAGAGGUAUUUGAACUAUUAUAGAAUUAUGCUUUAUGAUGAUUACAUUUAAAACCCUUCUUAGGUAAUAUGUUAGAGACGAGAACGCAUUUCAGUAUUUCCGCUAACAUUUCAUGAGUUAGCACACCUACUGUAAAGUUUGUUGCCUUUCAAAAUAUCCCAUUUAUCUACCCCAUAUGCAUGCAUAUACACCAGGAUAAAAGUCGAAAGUUCGGUUUUCUGAAUGCUGAAUUCGUGUGUGUAGGAAGCGGCUACAUAGCCAGAGAAAUAAUCAAGGGCCCUCAGACAAGAACAACCCCCCACAAACUGGUGCGUAGCACUUCCAGCAGCCCAUCGAGUUAUCUGAAUGUAAGUCAGUGGAUGGAGCAUCAGACGCUAAAUUGGUCCAUACGUGACCUUAGAUAUGGAAGACCAUAAACUGGAUAAGCACGUAGUCGUACCAAAACCCAGAUGGGACGAAGGCAUAGACGUUAAUACUGUCGUUCCAACCACUACAUGGGCAGACAAGGAUAAGUGUGACCGGGGGCACAACCAAGAUUAGCAGUAGGUAGCGGCUAGGGUCAGAGCGAAUACAAAUAAUGGUCGUCAACGUCCGAACGCCGGCCGCCGACGAAAACAGCCCGCCACUCUCUCCUCUUCAUCGUGCCAACUAAGAUAAAUCUUACUAUUAACGGCGUGUUGGCGUGACCGUCACCCCGUAUAAAUACGGUGAAGAAUGGUAUAAAUCGCAUCAUCGACAGUAAAAGCCUUUAGUUUUGAAAAGUCAAGACAAUACAAUCAUUGUUCUCGAGGUUUCCUUUUCUUCUCCAUAUGUCCAUAGGCAUGUUUUUUCGCCUCUCCUAGCGAUGUGCAUAUGUAAAAAUGCAAUACUAAUCGUGAAUAUAUAUUGAGGAUCUGUGAAAAGACGUAGACGCUGGAAUAGAAACCUUUGAGUUGAUUAAAAUACAGUAAUGGCCACAGCGAACCCCAGAAUGGCAAGCAGAAACACAGAGCGUCUGAUAAAGCUUAGGGUCAUGCAAAUCGUCUAGGUUUUCGACGUCCGUCAGACAAUGACACAUCUCACUGUCACAAUGGCGCUGUCGGUUUCAAAUCAAAGACCUUUACCACAGACCCGACUUUAUUAUGACCAACGGAGACCCAGAUUUCAGUACUUCUGUUAAGCCUUCGUCGUAUCCUGAUAAAAGCUCUUUCGGCCACUGAGCGAUAUCUAUGCCAAUGUUACACAAAAUCUCGGUCACUUACAAGAGAGAAACAAAAACAUUCGUGGGUUUCUAAGACUUGUUGACAUACUCAUCAUACUUGCGACAAAAGCUUGUCCACUUUUGUUCUGUGCAAUUCGGACUCCCAUAGUAAGGCCAUGAUACCUCGCCAAGGGACCAAGCAGUCUUGGGAUAAAAUUAACUUUUUCGUUCCAGAAUAACAUCUAGGGAACGGUAAGCGAGAGUUUCUUGUCCUAAGAUGCCCUCUCCGACUCACAACCCUGCAGUCAGUGGUCUACAGAAGACUGCUGAAUAAGACAAAGAUCGUUCAUUUUGAUAGUACAGCACCGAAAGAGUUAUGCACGUACGUUGUAUUGGCAGAUGAACAGAGUGCAGCAAGCCUGCGACCACGACGCCAAACCUUAACAAAAUCAACUCGUUUGGAGCCGGCGAUAACCGUGGAUGUUCACCGGUUGGAAUGAAGAAGGUUAAUAAACGCAUCGCAGCAAAGUGUCCCGUACUCAAAAGACGUAUCGGAGAUCGUCACUGGAGUGCUGUUGCCACAUGAUGUUGGAUUUACUAACAACCGAGUUUUGGUAUCUCCCCGCCAUAUCAUACUUCAGAAAAACAAAACCUCUGAGAGAUAAAGGCUAUCUGUUUCCUACCAGACGAAAUGCCGCUACAGAGGAUGUAACCACGGUGGAGAAGGUGGCCGAUAGGCGAGAAUGUAUGGGCACCGAACAGUUGUGUGAACGUCGAAUUGUAGUCCAACGGUGACAAUGUAUGCUGUCCGAGAUGGCCAUAAACAGAGUUCGGCAAAACAAAGAUAGUGGGCUGAAACUCUAACCACCCAGUCCUUCAUUCCAAGCAAAUAUUGUUGUUAGUCACUCACUCGAAAACCUGAGUAUUAAUUACUCUACGGAAUCAACUAAAAAACGUCCAACCUCAUCAAGUGGCUGAGUGUUGAGCCUUUUCCUUUCAACCAUCAAGCGAACGUCCACAUAACCGACGGACUAUGAAAAAUAAAAGCUCUGUAGGCUGUGAAAACCCGAUGUACGUUUGGGUACUUCAAAUGUUGCAUGCAAACGACUUAUAAGGCAAUUGCCCAUGCAUUGUUACUUAUGUUCCGGUAAAUGUAAACAGCAUAUGUUGUCUGAGUAUUCAGGUACAAAAUAAACCUAUACCAGUCAUAGUUCUUUUUGUUUAUCUUUUUGAUCUCACAAUCAUAUAUACGCCGUCAUUACUUUAACCUUAGUUUUUAACCAUAGAGUUUCAGGUCUACUUGGUCCUAUUUUAUUUCGAUGGACUCAAACUUCUGAAUUUAGCUAAAUUCGGCCUCAGUUAUGUGCAAUCUCUGUCCGAAGGAAUAGCAACAUAUUUAUAACUAGCAUAAAGUGGACUUUAAAAGUUUAAUUUGAGUAAAAAAUAACCGUCAAAUUUGUUCUUAUUUUCCAGCAUUCGUUUAACAGCCUGAGACUUUUUCCCUCUUUAAAUUUCGCACACAUUCAUUUGGCAAAAAUAGUUUUACUGUCGAUCGCCUCCAGUGACCUUUCAACUUUUGAAAUAUAUGUCGUUGUCUAACAGUUUAGAACCAGAUUACUUAAUCCUAGUUUAUGAUAAUUAAAAACACUUUACAAAAAGACUUUCUCAUUUAGAAUUCGCUCAAGCAUAAUAAGGAACAGUAUGCAUCCAAACUUACAUAAAACUGGUUGUCAUUUAGAAAUGUGCGUUCAAGUAGGGAGGAAUUAUUGAUCGCUGUUAGAUUGUCGAUUCACAUUCAAAAGAACUGUAAUAUAUCCGUAAAUGUCAGGUUAUAUUCUUUUGGCUAAGCAUUUUGCAGUCAGCUGCGUAAAAUGCAUGCGGACAAGGUGACCAUUUAGGUCGUAUACACUUGGGCCCCAUAUUGUUGUGGUUAUAUGAAUUAAGUCGUAUCUACUAGAAACCACGUUCAGAAAAUCCGUUUUAUACUAAUUUUGCACGAAAACGUUUUUUAUAUAUUUCACGUUUAAAGGAGUUCGGGCUUUCAUCCUAGACACGGCCGUUAUUUUCAAACCAUUGAUUUAUAUAGCAUACAUUCAUUUGCAUCAUAACGACGUUAUGAGGCAACCUAGCGCUUCUUAACAAACACUCUCGAGUAUUGAAGAAGGAGACAUGAUCGCCUUUGAUGGCAUUGCUUUCUCGAUGGACACAAAUCGCUACACGAACGGGCAUCGUCAGUCUAUAAAGUCAUACAGUUGUAUUCGAGCAUUCAUAAUCUCCGAAAACAGUCUCCGGUGAAAAUCCGAAAGCUCAGACUACAGCUACUUCAGUUGCAAUGAUCAAAUAUUCUCAUUGUUUACAGCAAGAGCCUGCGACAUUCAACUUAGCCUCUAUUUAUAGAAGUUGGUGUAUGUACCGCGUGCCUAGGCCUGGCAGACAAAAGCCAUAGGUCUUGUACGAGGGGAACUACAUCACAAUAUUCUAAACAAAUUUACUAAGUGAAGUCCGAAACAUGUCCGACACAAGAUUUUCCGUUAUUCAUGGCAAAAUAGCAUAUGACAGUUAGACCGUAGCCCAUGGCGAUGUCCACUGUGUGUUCCACAGCAGGGUGAGGGCAGGGACGAUGAGUUAUGUGCGAAUCAGUUUGUAGUGAUGAUAGACUUGCAAAGCAUCAGCCGCACCCCCUCCUGCAGUCACAGACUUUCACGGUGUCAAGACAGAGUCAAGAAGACCGAAGGUGGGGAGAGAAUGCAGGUGGCUGGAGCGGCAGGAACUGCCACCUGGUGCGCCGUCGCACAUACAUGACAGGAAAACCACAGCAUUUUACGACAUCCACUAACGUCUUUUAUCGAGUUGAGCAUAUUAGACAUCUGUUUGCUGGAAUGCAUAUGCUGUGGAUGGUCAUGUCUGCUGUAUGUGCCUAAUGCACACGAAAGUGUUUGUUAUUUAUUUUGUUCUUGAUGAAAUUAAUUCAAAUUUAACGUUUUUGAAGGACCGAACAUGAAGACUUUGAAAGGUCCGAACGAUUUUAUCAAUGAAAAAAUCACUAAUCAAACGCAUUUCACCGGGCUGAAACUGUGAUAAUGGGUUCCGUAAACAUGAAACUCUUAGUGCUGCGACAAAAUCAGUAGGUCAAUCGAAAUUCCUGUAUUUGGCUGAUGUUUUCUAGAGAAACUUAAUGGCCGGCACGAACUUACAAUGUCCCCAGUUGAGCAAUAGUUUAUCGGAAAAAAUUUGUAGAUGAAAUUUUCUGCCCUAAAUGUGGACAUGUUACUAGAAUUUUAGUUAACAGAUGAAUCCAUAAUGCAGUUUGCGUUAACUUUCACCGACAUUACACUUUGGCCUCAAGAUAAAUUCAGAAAUGAUAAAGCAAGUAGGUUCAUUUGCCUUGGAGGCUUUGUCUUUUAAAGAAGGUUUAUUCUAAUUUGUUCAUCCGAAGGCAAAUUCGGGCACCUUGAUUUUGUAUCCUUCAUACAGUCGUUCGGCGAUUCUCCAAACAAUUGAUCUACUUUGCUGUUUCGGCAUUAUUUGAAGUUGCUAAAAAGACUGUAAUCCGACGGUUUUCUUCAUUUCUGUUUUAUCCUCUAUCUAAAUACAUGUCCGACCUGCCGAACUUUGUCAUUUUAUUCAUGAUUUGUAAACUAUAUCCUCGUAUUGCUUCUUUUUGUAACGUUAGUCCGGUAUCAUUAUACGGAAUGUGAUUGAUUAUGUGACUAAUGAAACAUCUAAGUAAAAGACUCGGUUGCAAGGCAUCAACCAGCAACUGUAUGUUAUAUAUUAGGUAAAAAAGCGGCGUUUCUCGAAAAACCAGCAAUUCGGUAGGUUUGUUUACAAAUUUAAAGACAUCCAGGAUAAUUAGCUGCCUGGACGCAGAUACAGAUGUCUCAUAAAGGUAAUUAUAAAAUGAUGUUCCGUAAAUGUAGGGUUGCUCGAUAAUAAUGCCACUGAUGCACUCAGAAUAGCAUUGUAGCAGUCCACCUGACACCUAGCUAAAACUCUUGAUUUAAAGUUCUUGCCUUCAGAAGAAGAAUAUGCAAUCGCUGGAAUAUGAGGUUUAUUGGUCUGGGUUCUUGGAUUCUGACUCGACCCCAUCAUCAGAGACAGUCGUAGAUAAGGAUGAUGGAGGCACAGGGGUGCAGCAUUUACAGACCGCAGUUUUGAGCAGUCCCAUCCCUAGUAUAAUUGAUAGCUCACACAUUCAUUGUUAGGGAUGGUAAAUGAUGUGAUGACUGCUUUUUCAUUUGGACCCGAGUCGUUAAUUAUCGAAAUGUGAUCGCCGUUGCGAAUUCUUGGCGUAAUAAUGACUCGGCAACUUGGUUCGCUGUCGCUGGAAUUGCCGGCCGUCCGAGCCCUCCCCGCAGGGCUAAUUACUGUGCUCAGGAAGUCCUAGGAUGGGAUACGUGGACGGGAGAACAUUACGUUUAUUGAUCAGCUGGGAUCAGAAAACCAUGGAUCAAAUAGCUCGCGACUCACGCGGUUGUGCUCCAGUAUUUAUGAUGUUAGUCGGAGUGCUCUCCGGCCUGUAUAACUAUAGGAAAAUUCGCAAAAAAUGAUAUUAUGGAAUAAAUUCAGUCGCUCCUUUUUGUCCAGUAGGUUUUUUAUCUCUCUGACCCUCAUAGUAGCUGCAAGACGAUGUCCACACCAGGCCCUUCGACAAUGCGUUCUGCUGCUUUUGAUCCUAUUUCAAAUUGUGGGCCUCUCUUUCCUCCUUUUCAUUCACGAGAGCGUGCGGAGGUGGCACUUCUUUCUUAAUUCAUCCCAAGAUUCCGUGUAGAUUUUAUUCAUGUUUCCGGUUCCCUAUGGUGCGUUUUUACCUUUUGCAUGGACACCUUACUCAGCCACGUUUGUGCAGCUUUAAAUUAUUGCUAUGAAAUCUGAGAACUUGGGUUGUGUUAGUUGCCUUCUGGUACACCGUGGAGCCUAAUUUCACGAUCGGUAUGCGUAUGACGAGGACAGCAGGGAAAGCCAACUGUCCGACCUUAUCUUUCACCCAUGCGAAUUGAAUAUUAAGGAUGUAGUUAAGCAGUUACCGAAAACAUGAUAACUUCACCCCGUCAAGUACAACGAACUUGUCGUGGCUCGUGACUCACGCGGUUGUCACCUCUCGCAAUACGUUGGACCUCGUUGAACCUGAAGAUGUGGCUGGGUCUUGAGGAAGUAGCCGCAACCUGGCAGCUGGCUUCAUUUCCCAUGGCUGCAGCCGCACGUUUGGUCAUUCGCCAAUUUUCACGAAGGUGUUUGCUUUAUCCAUAAGCAAAACAGAUUCAGUAAAGAUCUCCAGGCGUUUCCUCUCAUGGCAGUGAGUCUUUUGACUUCAUUUCUCGGCGUCUGGUGGUAGCUUCUGGUCUAUGUACAAUUCCAACUCCAAGUGGCGUAAACAGUCAACCGACGGUCUCCGAUAUGUUUUUUUUUAACUUGCGACAGCGUUCGCCAGUAUUUUGGACUGGCGCCGUCAGGUCGCUAGUGCCAUUCGCAUAUGCGCAUGCAAAGAUUCACUCUGAGCACCCGUCGGAAAGCUCUUCUUUCGACCUACUGCAAUGUCUCCCAGCAGACUGAUAUAGUACCCUUAUCCAUCACGUUUGUGACUGAUUGGGUGGUUGCCAGCGAAACUCCGUAUUUACGUCGCAUCCGUCGUUUUCCAAAACCCUGGUUUUUAGGUCACGGCAAUCAUCGCAGCUGACAUGGACAUCAAGGGGAGGCAAAUACUUGUUUUCCUCUCCCUCACUCGCAAACUGCAUGUUUUAAGAAGGACGGCGUUUGGGUGUUCUUCGAAUGCUCACACCUGAUCCCGUUCGAUGUGAAGGAUGCCUUAUUCACAUAUCGAGUACAGAAUUUGGAUGUUUGGCAUUGACGGACCGUGGAAAUUAAUGAAUACAUUGGCGUAACUUUAUUUACUAGUCAAGUGUUUUGUCGAACGUGGAGUAGAACUAGAGACAGGACUUCAAGAGGUGGAAGUUUUGGGAGUGGUUUGGGAUGAUUCUAUGUGUUGAUGCUGCCGACUAUGAGAUCAUGGUAAGGAAAAGCAAAUUGUCGCUCGAAAUCAUUAUCUACUAUGACCUCGUUUGUCUGGAGCUUCUCAAAAAUUGUACCGUUGAGUCAACACUUUGGCCUGGAUAUCUUGUGGUCUCCUGUCCAUGAAGUCUAUCAUUUUUAGGCAGUCAUCCUGCUAAGGAAUGAUUUCUUAUUGAAGCAAUCUACAGUACAUAGGAUGACUAUUAGAGCUUUUUCUUUAAAGUAUGGACGAGUUUGCAUGACCUUUGCUAUUUUUAACUGUAAACGUUUAAGAAACGUUGAUAAAGUUUGAUCCUGUAAAGAGACCAAAACCCAGCAAAGCAAAACUUCCUACCAUCUGAACUACCGUCUGAUGAAAGUUUAAAUCUUUGCCAAUCGAGUUAAUAUUCUGGAAAUUAAAUGCCACUUAAAACCACUCAUAUCUAUAAAGACCAACUUUAAAAUAUACUAUGGUUUAUUUACUAAAAUUUCACAUGCAAGUAAAAUAUUUACUAAAGAAGGGGAAUUGUUUAAAUUAAAGUGUCGCGGACAUGAAUCAACUGUUCGUUGCGUAGAUACAUUCAAAAACAGCACAUAUUAGUGACCUUCCUUUUCGAACAGAUAGAAGGCAAUGUCUGCAUGCAAAUGUAAAUAAAUCUGCGACACGUAGUUCAAGAGCGAAUGAAUAUUUCGGUUUUUGUAUCUGAAUAAAUUGCAAUGGGGCUGAUUUCAUAAGUUGUUACCCUCCAAAAGUCUCCAGACUUAAGCAGUACAGCAUGGAGUUUCCUAACCUAGUGUGUUAAGUAUCCAUCGCGUUCGUCGUAACAAAAGGCAAUUAUAAAGAAUUGCAUAUUGUUUUGUUAUAGAAACUCAUAAAAAAGUCUAAACCGUUACCUAGCUAUAUGGAAAGAAAGAAGCUACUUGGUGAUCCUUAGUAUUGCAUACGCGCAUUAACGCCUUACGCUGUCCUAGUAUUUUCGUUAUAUUUGUUUGGCUGCUUGGCGAGGACGAGGCAUUAUCUUAGUAAAUCAAAGAGGUGAAACAAGCGAUAGAUAAUUGCAAACUGCAUGUAUUUGAUAAUUAGCGAACUUCCUCGCAUGAUUAAAAUUAGAGAUUCCGUAGUUAUCGGCGAAAGCGCUCUUAAUGUUAGACUGUUUAACUAGUCUUGCCGAAUACCCCUAACCUGAAACUGGAAACUUACGCUAGCGAAUAAGUAGCUGUGGAAAGUUUAGUUAGGAGAAUCAGAGGUAAGCUAAUUUUUUAUUAAUUAAGCAGGCGUUUUAUUCGGGAACCUUGCAGAUUAACGUCAACUGAACUGGAGGCACUUUGUUUUUUUGAUUUAAAUUUUCUUAAUGAAAACUGCACAAUGUGAAUCAAACUAUGUCGUUAUUUUUAGAAAAUGUUGCCAUAAAAAUUAUUGACAAAACCAAAGUAGAUGCAGCGACGAGGCGCCUUAUCUCUCGGGAAAUGAUGGUUCUUGACAAACUUCACCAUCCAAAUAUAAUCAGGCUCUACGAGGUUAGUUCCCAGUCAUCAGUAGAUUUGCCUCUCCCAAAGUUAACGGUAUUUUAUUUAGCAACGUCUAUUGUCUCCUUUGAGCAAUUUUCUGGACAAUGCUGUCUGAUUCAAGUGGUCUUCUUAUAAAAGUUCUGAAUGUAAUCGUAAAUUAUCUUUCCAAUGCUGUGUUAAAACGCAUCUGAAUAUUGCAUUAUAAAUUUUAUCAUUCGCACAUUUUAAUAGAGGUCUUCGCAAAUGUUUUGAGAAUUUAAUGGAUCCAAUAAUAUCCUGCAAGUGUUCUAGCAACAUUGUGUACAGAAGCUGAGCCAAGAAUCCUUAACUCUACCGUUAAAUUGCUGGUUCCAGAAUGAGCCUUUAAAGCGUUUGCUUUACUUUGAACGGAGUUUUGUAAGACACCACAUACCAUGCUGUAAUUUAGAAAUUUUGGGUUUCCUACGUUUUUUGUCUUGCUUAUUUAACAGGCGUUGCAUCAACAACUUUUCUUGUAGGUUAUUAUGAGUUGACCGACUAUUUGAUUUGAUAUGUGCAAAUUUUUAAUGUGAUCUGAUACCCGUUAGCUAUAAGUUAAACCAACAACUAGGUCUGUGCUUUUACAUCAACUGCCAUAUUUUUCGAUAGGUAAUGGAAUCGGUUUCGAGGUUAAAUAUGGUUAUGGAAUACGCUGCUGGAGGCGAUUUAGAGACAAGACUUCAGAAAAGAGGCCCUUUUAGCGAGACAGAAGGCAAAAUUAUCUUUGCACAGCUAGUGGCAGCUGUCGAACACCUGGUAAGUCAAAUUAUAUAAAAAAUUAUUUGAGCAUGCACAGUGAAUAUUUGCAUGGGACGGGUAAAGUCCAGGGUUAAAAUGUACUUCAAAUUGCGUCAAACAGUAUUAAACUACAGAACAUAUGAGUACAUAUGCCAAACUAUAUUUCGAAGGAUGAUGUUUUAAGAAUGAAAUUUAUUGGUGGGAGAUGAUCAAAUGAGUCGAUGGUGCAUCUAUACCUACCAUUUACCCGACAAUGGAAAUGGGGAAUAUCCAAGGGCUAUAGAUUUAUGCUGUCGUCUUCUCUUCGUUGCUAAAUCUCACACUAUCCAUACUGCUUGCAGGAGAAACUGAACAUCAGAGAGCCGUCUAAAAGAACAUCCAUAUCACUGCAUCUUCCUUUGUUUUUAUAUGUCUUAUCAAGCAUGUGAUUAUCUGUUUAUUAGGUGUCCAUGUACGGGAACUAAUAAUCUGCAAAUGCUUCUGCCGUAACAGAAGACUAGUUAAAUGCCUUUUGUAAAUUUGCGAAUCUGAUAAUCAACAUAUUCGUUCAGAUUUUCAGCAAUAAAUAUACUUUUACGAAGAAUGGCUCAGGGAUUCUAUAACAAUCUUCUUGCUCCAACUGUGCGAAUAGUGAAAAAUGCAUUUGUAUUUAAAGGUCAGUGUAUUUCGUUAUUUGUAUUUGAUAGAAAGAGACGCACUUGGUCGAACUCUGUUCUAGCAUCUUUAAAAUGUCAGAAGGUUCAAACAGUAAAGUGCUUUUCCUAAGAAAUUGCUGAGAAGACCUUAAAACAGCAAGUGCUAUGCAAAAAAAACCUCAAAGCACAAAAUGAACCUGGAGUAUAUAAGUCAAACUUGAUGAGUUUGCCUUGAAAUGCCAUUCUGUGGGGAUAAGUAUAGAUUUCCUACACAUGGACUUUAAUAUGUUCAUUUUGAUUUGUUUCCGGCUUUUUUAAAUUUGACAGAUACAAAAUCUCGAGCGCUCGACAUAGCCUCUGAAUUAAUGUCCUUUUUAAAUAAAAGGAAUUGACGAAACACUCCAAUAAUUAAGUGAUGCAAAAACGAAAUUUGGCAGAGGAUACCCCCCUACAAUCAAUUUGUAAUUGCUUCCAUAUCGUCAGUUGCCCGUUCACUUCUGAUUGUCUAAAUGCAACGUUCGCAUACAAGUCCAUGCAUCCACCUCUCUGGGCUGCCUGGAACCUUCAGUAUGAUUUUAAUUUACAGAUAUAUCAGCAAGGACUUCACAAAAAGAUGAGUACUCUCUACUAGCCAAAGUGCAACUCAAUCCGAAAACUCAGGGAGCAUCUAUUAUAUAUUAUUAUGUCGGUUAUUUGGUCGCAUCUGUAUUAUUAAUAUAGGCAUGUGAAUAUUUUUUAAGUAAAAAACGCCUGGAGAUCGUUGAGCGCAACCAGCAGCCUCAAAAAAGUAACAAAGCAUAAAACAGCCGUAUUUAUGAUUACCGAACUUAGGGCUUAAUAGUUCACCUAAAAAAUGAAAAAGAUUCUAGGAAGAUGACGUGAAACUAAAAUUAGGUAAACACUUACUUCCGUGUUACAACAUUUAUUCAGUUGCCAAAAUAAAUGGAAUCUAUAGAGUCAGUGUACGUUAAACCAAAAGUCGUCGGCACGUCUAGUCUGGGGUAUCGUGUGGUUAUCACAGACAGAUACCAGAUAUUCAUAUGUCAAUCAUUCUACCAGAUCUUUCUAAAUAUUUAAUUGUAUCAUGUUGAUCGAAUACGCUGUUGUUAAUUUUAUCUUUAUUAACAUGGGAGAACUUUCUCAUCUAACCAAGACGAAUUUACAAAAAAUACAUGGAUUCAUUUCGACAAAAUCUUCUAGUGGAAACCAUUAAUUGGACAACUAACAAGGGAGAACUAGUUGCAUUUGAAUAAAUAAGUGUUAUACAGUCCUUUAAUGUAAUGUUUUGAAAACUUUAAAGUUCGUGAUUGAGAGACUAGGAGUGAAAGAAAAUGGGGUUUUUCUAUUUCUCACAGGGCAAAUUUUGUCGUCCACAGUUCAGCGGACAUGGACGCCGCAGCAAAUUUCGACUUUGCCUAAUGACCCACAUUUCCUAGUUGUGCCCCUCCUUUAUUACCCACGGUCCACUACUAAGGAUGUUCCAGUAAAUGAGAUUUGACCGUUAAUUGGGAGGCGCUAUAUGCUCUAUUCGAAAUAAGAAACACUGAACCUGUGCAUGGCGCAUGAAUGAGGGGAAAGUGAAUGGUUGUGACUCUGGGAAACGCAUCCACAUUACACUUCAGCGUUUUCCUCACUAUAAUAAAUCUGGCGCCCCUUGAGAUUAUCGAGGCGCUCAAAACACCGUGGCAUAAAAAGCUGCCAACUGGCAGGAUAUCUUGGCCCUCGCGGUCGAUACUGUAUGUAUGCGAGUUGUGUGGGGUGAGUUGUUCAUGGACUGAGAGUCUGGUUGCGAUGGCUCCCUCUGAAUGUGACGUUUAUGACACUCAUAUGCACGUGGGAUCCGAGACUUAAUUUUCUGUGAAAAUCUCGUCCCCCGUGCAGAGACUAGGCUGUGUAUGGUACGUGUAGUCGGAGUGUUCAGUUUUGAAACAACCGUGCCCGGGCCCGCCACAGGUCGCCCUGACACCAAGCCCAGCUGACUGAGGGAGGAGAACUUGCGACAAAUACCAUGUAAAUACGUAAUUGCACUUUAAACUAGUUCUCGCGGACGUCAUCAUCCUGCGAACACAAUGCCAUGGAACGCUUGGUGAGCGGCGUCGUCUGGGAAGAUCAGAGUGAGGUAAUUUAAUGAAGCGAAGAGCAUUGAUUUGAAUGAAUAGGCACUUGAAUAACGCAGACGAGCCUAGGGGCCCAAUCUAGAGCGCCACAUGCAGCCGUGCUUUAACUAGUAGUUUGAGCAAAAGGGCAUUAACGACAAAGGCAAGGGAGAUUAGAAUAACCGCUUCCGGCCUACUAGCCGUCAUCAGUAAGCCGUAAUCAAACCCAUGUUUACAAUCCCUGCCGCUCGAACUAGCGUUCUACUGGCUGUGAAUGUAAUGUUGUUAUUAAUGUUUUUGGAAAUUCGCAAUCGCAGCCGACCAGGAUGACAAGUCUAUAGGCAAUGUCCAGAGCAUUGUGCUCCUAACUAGCAAAAUGCACGCCCGCACCUCGAUGUUUUCGAACUUACUGUCGAUUAUGGCUGGCUGAUGUCGGUUACCAAGCCAGAGAUGGUCACUCCUGUUCUCCUUGUCUUCGUUGGUAGUGUCCUUUCGCUUAACACCUUUAAUGCCUUAACGAAUUCCUUCGUUAUUUCUGGCACUUCCGUUGCUUUGUUUUGUUGUACUUGACUGUACUGUCAUUCAUCUCGAUGCAUACCGGGCUAGCCGCCAAAUAUGCAGGUAAAUUUACAAUUCUUAUCUUAAGAUAACUGGAAAUCAUACGCUACGGUCCCACCAUAGUUUAGUCAUGUGUAGCAUUACGUUGAUGCCUAUAUUUAGAAAUCCACGAACACUGUAUGUGCAGAUGUCCAUGAAACCUGCAACCAAACAUUUUAAUAUGAUUCCACACAAGAUAUUAGUUGACUGGCAUUUAUGCAUUCACUAGUUAGAAAAAUAAGGGUAGUUGUAUUUUGCUGUGGCAGCCUGUAAAUCGCACAUCUCCUUUGUCUAACUCAAUCGCAUUAAACUGUAUGGCAUAUUCUUCACAUUACGUUCGUUAAAGUUACAUGAAUGUUGGCGCAUAUCUUAGAUGGUAAUGCUGUAAAUUAUUUGUUAUGACAGGGGAUUUUUACUCUCCGCGCACUGCUUAGUACCAUAACGCGAACGAUAAAUAUGAGACAUGUUGAUGAGCAUUUUCUAAAACAUGGGUGUGUGUCUUCUUAUGGGAGAUAAAAAAUGGCCUAGGUUCUAGGCACCUGUAAAACAAGGUUGACGCCCAGACCCACUGCUAACGCCCAAAAAUAAUUGUUGUUUUAUAGAAAAUGUCGUUAAAUAUCUCCUCUUUUCUAUCCAAGAACUGUUUGUCUCUCCAUUUUACUGUGGUUUUCGUAUCCGAAUUUUGGCGAUGGUAUCAUAAAAAUCCAACUAUUUUUGGAUAAAAAGAAAAGCAAUACUUUGUAGUCACCUCAGCAAUAAGUGACUGAAAAAAAGGUUAGUUACUGACAACGAAAUUAAAUUAAACAUUUGUAAGUUUGCGUGAUUUCGAAAAAUCCGUUGAUCUUCUUGGAUUAAUUUUGUGAAAUAACGUAAGGUUGAAAAGCCCAUUCCCAUACGGAAUUAAAAUCCGGAACAAAAAUUCCUGUAAUUUGAUUUAAACAAGGUUUGCAUAUUUUCAAAGUAAAUUCAGAGCGGUAUUUCGAAAAUUCUCGUUUAUAAUCACAAGGAAACAAGCGUGACCAUCUCUGAAUUUGUCGUCAUCUACUAGCAGACGGUGCGCACAUGUGAUUUUCGCAUAUCUAACAAAACAUUGACACAUUUCCUUUCAAAGACGAUAAGGGAAACUGACGAGAGUGUUUAUAAACCAUACAUAUCUUUUCACUUUAAUGGGCCAUUCACAAAACAUUAAGUGUGAUUUUCGUGUUGCUUUGUACAGGGCGUUUUUACACAACAAUCCGCUUUUGUGGGGUAUUGUUUUAACUAGGGCAGAGGGCCAAUCGAGUAACACAACCUGCUUUUAUUCGUCCGAACUUCCGAGCUCAUCCAUUGCCCGGUAUAAAAGCAACAACGAAACAGGUGACGGUUGUAGGGGGCAUUUUGUUAAUCAACGGUCAGGGACUGUGAUAUGCAAGUGGCUGCGAAGGGCUCUAUGUACCAGUACCAGAUCGACACACCAAUUGACUGGGUUCCACACGGUGGUUCGGGCCUCAAUAAAUUCUCGGUUCGUCUAGUUUCCGGUGGUAUGAUUAUCUUGGGGGCUGAGAAGUUAAACUAGUGGCUCGUCUCAAAGACGUUGGCAGCCACUUGGAAUAAUUCCCCAACUUAUCGUAAAAUCAGUUUAUUUUUUGUAUGCGCGAUUCGAACAUGCGUUCGGCCUGACCCCUUUAGGCACUGAUUACAAUUUAUUGAGCCUGACUGCUCGUUGGGAUUUAAUAGGUCUUUGAUUUUAAGGGUAGAUUAGGACCGGGUGCAAUUUCAACACCCAGUUCCGCGACAAUGCGCUCGAUCGCCUCUGGAAGUCUUCAAUGUAUGUAGAGUCGUGCCAUACCAUUGAUUAUGUUCCCGGCAAGACCAUCUGUAGAUGAACACGUGGACAUCGGGUUGUAAACGCCGUCAGACAGCCAUUCUGUACAAAUUAACUCGAAGACGUUAGGCUUCACGUGUUCCUUCUGCUGGAUAUGUUUGAGGUCUGUUUUUAAACCAAGUUUUGUACAACAAACUGAACUGUUGCUAUGACAUAUAUGAAGCCGCGUUAUAUUUGUUUCCUUCCUGUAAAACUUGGCCUCUAUUUCACCAUUGAGAUUUCGCCUACCAAGCACAUCUAGGAAGGACAGCCGCUUAGCUUUUUAAUUUUUUUGCAAAUUAUAUAACUGGGAAGAUUGAGCUUAGCAGACUUUGGAACUGUCACGGCGUGUGUUUUCGGAUGAUAAAAAAAGUGUCAUCAACGUAAUGAGUUCAAGAUAUCAACUCCUGUUGGAUGUAGGCAGUCUUUUCUAACUCCUGUAGGACCAGUUCUUCCAUUAACCCGAAAAUCGGGAUCUCGUUGGAGUCCCUCAGAUUUGGUUACGUGUUUCUCUCUCAAACGCAAAGCACGUUUUUUCGUCAAAAUUCGAAUAGCCUCAUGAGACAUUCAAUUUUAAGACAAACCGAGAAUGUAUUAGAGUAUUUACCGCCGACGAACACCGGUGUACAGUGCCCUGCGCAACCAUCUAUACAUCAGAGUCACGGAUCCUUGACUAAUAUAUAUAGCCUUCAACCGUCGCCCGUUUUGUUGCUAUUUUAUGUCGGACGGUGGAUGAGUUCGGAAGCUCAGACAAAUAAAUGCUGAUCCCGGCGCUCGACUUGUCUUUUUGCUUGUUGGUACAUCUGGAAUUUGUAAAUCUUCAUCCAUUAGGUCCCACUUUCUAAUUGCAUGAGCAUUAUGUAUUAUUACCCAUAAUAUUGGAGACCAAAUGAUUUUCUUCACUGUUUCAUUAUUGUACAGAUUGUCUCAACAUUAUUAAUUGAGACUUUUUUCUAUAAAGAAAGAGGCUUUGGGCGCGAAAAUCUGAGCUAUCCAAAUAUGAAGGGAAACCUACUUUAGUAUUUGCUAAGGUUUUCAGAUUUUGCCUGUGAAAAAAUAGACAUGUUUCUGUAAUUAAAUAGAAUAUGUUAUUGUUACAGAUAAAUCAGUGGUGAACAACUUGUGAAUCGAUAAUGUAGAUUUGAAAAAACCUUCUAGAUAGAUAUGUGCUAUUUGGUGAUCUGCGCAUAAGAUUCAUGACCUUAUACACUGCGUGAACGUAUGCAAAUCACGUUUUGAAUACUGGAAAAAAUGGUUGUAGUGUAAGUGCGUUUUUUCGUUUUCUUCUGAUCCUGUUAACUAGAGCGUAGCUUCUGGCAAGAAAGCCCACACAAGUUACGUCGUUCUGUGAAAUCAUAAACACCCGUCUAGGGAGAUGUUUCAAUGCAAAAAAUGUUUACUGCUUUCUCGACUUAAUUCAACAGAGCCUGCACGCCCUUGCCUAUCCGCUCGCCAUAGUUCAUUUUACGCGCUUUUAUGGAAAUUUCUUUCAAUUGCUUUUUACGGGUUUUUCCUUGGAUCCUACUUUAUGUCUAUAAUAAACCGUCCAAAUUGGAACAAUUUUGCACACAUUAUUAAGAGUAUUUUCAGGUUUACCCAUGGACUGCAUGAAAAAUAACGUGGACGGUACCAGAGGUCCCUUGGAUAAAACGUUUUUCAAUAAUAAAGCUACAUCACUAACCUAUAUGAUAUUUAAAUAAAACAUACAUCUUGGUUGUCGAGCUCGAAGUGUAGGGUAGUGUGAAGUGAUCGUGAAAGGAAACGCACGCUUCGUAAACGGGCGACGGCAGAAUGUGCAUGUGCCAACCAAGCAUUCUUCGAUGUCAUUUAUCCUACAUGUGACUAAGUGGGUGUUUGCAGUCACGGGAUUUCGAUCACCUUCAAGGUUAUGGGUCAGUACCAGGGACCGGUGCUAGCGAUGCCAACUGACCCACGGAUAAACCAGCUUUGUAGACGUUCGAUGACUAUGGUCUGUGCAUUCUGGAUGAACUAACUAAAAGAUAGUGCCUUCAAAAAUACCAGAUUUCUGCUCAGCAAGAAUACCACCCAUCCAGACCACCUAAACGCUCAGAUGUAUCUUUCUGACAACAGCAAAAACUUACUGUUGAAAAGAAUAAGUGUGUGGUAUAGGAAACAGUGCCAAGUGAUUUCUCGAAAAAUAUGCCAAAAAACUGUUUGUGUCCCUUCUAUGAUAAACUAAAAUGGGUCACAUUGGCCCAGUCCUUAAUUUCUGUCGUGUAUGGGCGUGGACUGAUGUCGUGUUAACAACAACGUCCGAAAUCAUCAACAGUCAGUCGAGGAGUUUGAAUGGAGCGUUAUUGUGUGAGAGGGGAAAGGACGAGCAGGGCCGAUAAGCUAAGUCGGUCCUUUUGUGAAAAAAUUCAGGAGAAGAGGCCUCAUUCUCAUUCUGGUCUUACUGUUAGCUUGAAACGGAGUCCGCUUGUAUCACGCGUCAGAUAACAGCUAAGCACUGCACCAAAUCAUUUCAUGAUCGGGCUCUGCUAGAUGGGAUGGAGAGUAGUCUGACAUCAGUCUACCUCGGAUCUGGCGUUUAAUCAAACGCUCCACGAUCGCAAUGUUUGGGACAACUCAGUCUUACACAGUGUCAAGGAACAACUUGCGAUAUUUUUUCCUAACGUUGUUUUCGCGACACUUACAUUUAUGUGAGACAUAAAAUUUUAUCGCUGAAACCCGAUUUGCUUGCAGCUAGGUAUGAGGUCAUACAAGAGACUUGUUGAUACGUUGUCUAGUUUUGCAAAGCCCUGCACCCAUUACAUCUGCAUCAAUCGUUAACUUGCCUUGCAACUGAAAGAGCAUGUGUGGGGAUCGCGAUUUAGAUGGAUGCUGGCAAACAAAUGUCCCUCUGUAAGAACAUUCUCAUCGCAACAAUGAUGCACCUCGUCAUUACGAUGGUCAAACGAUCAGGACAGUACGCAGGGAGGUUAAAAUGAGGGAUGGAUAUACGCUAAUGCAUGUGCAGAGAGCGAUUCCAGGGUCAAAUGACCCUUUUGAACAUAUCUGCUCUACCUUACGAGCCGACCGGCAAAUAGCCAAUCCUACAUGAGAACACUGUAGUCUUCGGAGAGGGAAUAGAGCUGGUUGCUAGAUUUAUCUUGCCUGAAAACCAUCCACCAACUUGGAACCUGCAAACUAUUAGUUUGGGUCAACUUGAUGAAUGUAAAUCGUCUGCUAGAAGUCAAAAUGGGCUGCCUUUUUCUAUCCCACAAUGUGCGCCAAUAGCUAUGCCUGCAUAUUCGCAUUUCUAGGGGAUGUGACCGUAGUGCAAUGGUUAUAGCGUUGCACGGUUACAUAUCUACUCGGGUUCAAGGCGCGUGCGCGCUGGUACCCAUAGCGAAUGAACACUGGCUGAUAGCGGCAAUAAAGUCGGAACUCAACACUACUGGGUCAAUAUUUUAGUUUCACAUUCCUUGAUUAAUGACUAUCGUCGCCAUUUGUAGCCUGCGUGCACUGUACAACUUCAGUCGAAAGUCAACGUCCAACGACCAUUUCCAUCCCGCAAUCAAGACAAAGCAAUGCACAUCACUCUCAUGCAUCCAAAUCUUUCUCUUUUGUAUCUAUUUAAGAUUAAGUCGUACAGCUGAAGUCAGCAAGUUGCUCAAAGCCACACAGACUCACGUUGGAAUGUCGUAUCCGCCAGUAUCUUUGGUUGGAUAUCAUUAGCCUAUCGAUGCAAAUAGUCAGGAAAUGGUAGUCUCAGAGUCUCUGUAUUUGUUGGUGACAUUUUUUCUAUCACUGAUCACAGUCACCGUGGAAUUGCCAACGGAAACCUAUGCCCCUAUUUCGAGGCAAAACAAAAUCCUCAUUUUUCUUCUGAAAAUAGGAUGGAUCGGUGCACAUCACCAUCAUCUGAUUGGGCCUGCCGGAUUGCAACACUUUGGCAAAAACCGGUAGUAUGGGAUUUGCGGCGUUGAGGGUGCUGUCAAAACACCUGAAUUUGCUUUACAACUGGCUGAUGAUGAUGAAUAGGCUAGAAAUAGACAUCCCUCAUCGGCGACAAACAUCCAACCAUUACUGAGUAUAUUCGCAUUGCCACCGCUCCCAUGCGUUGAAGAUACGGAGAUCCGAGGCUGGAAGAAGUCUGUGCACGCCACUGCCACAAAAUUGGAUAUUUUUAAUUUUAGCUGAUAUGAUUAGAGUCCACAAUUUAGUGAGUAGGAUGGUACUUCAAAACCCUAAAAUUUAUUGUCGGAGCUCAGGUAUGUGAAUGAAGUGGUGGACCUAAAAAAUCUUAUUGGAAACGAUCGUUUGAACGCAGCCACCUUGCGGCCGUUUAAGUGGUUUAUGAGUUCCACUCACCAAUCAUAGUGAAAGACCAAUUUUUGCGCAAUCAUGAUAGAGCAAUGAAUGCAAGUGUCAUGGGAAUACAUAUUCCUGAACAAAACUAUUUAUUUGAGUCAAAUGUUAUUGUACUAUGGUCUUUUCCCCUCUUAUUCAUAAGCCUAUUGGACGAUUCUUUCGGGUAGAGUAAUUCAACAAUAAUACAUAUCACUAGGUUAUUUGGUAUAGACUGUGCAAUGAGAAUAUUCCAUGCAUAGCCACAAAAUAAAAAUAUCUCAACUUCGAGUUUUAAAAACUCCACUUUGCCAUAGGCAAGCGCGUAUUGUAAUUUACAACUUUAAAGAAACCAAUUCAAAGCCUAAUUAUCUGAUGAAUAGCUGUUAAUGCAUAUUUUCGUUGCAAUAAGCUUGCAAGUGAAUGAAGAGUUUGCGCAUUCAUUUAAAUAUGCACAUCUACGAGCGGUAACUGUCGCCUGUCUUCUUAAAUUUCAAGAGCUCUCUUUGAAGGUUACUCAACUAAAUGGAUCAAAGUUCAUGAAGUGGGUGAUUUAGGUGUUAUGAAGAUGAAUUAUUUUGGAAUAGGUCAUAGAUAAGCUCUGAGUUUGAUGCUGGACGAAGUUGGUCAUUAAGGGAAAACAGUUGAGCUUCUCUUAACAGAUGCACCAAAAUAGCAUCCGCAUACUAAGUAUCACCAUGUUAGACAGAAGACCACAAACGAGCUAGGGGAUUGUUGACCGCCGCAAUGACACAGUAACAAGCUGCUUUGCUAUCCCACGGUUUAAGCAGCGUGUUUCGUAGAUGGUUUCAUAUCACUCAUUCUGGACUCCAGAGACUGUUCAAAACCUCUGGUAAAGUGGUUAUAUUUUCUGGCGCUUAGACUUCCAACUUUAAGGAAUGACGGUCUCCGUACACAUUUGUUCAACUUGUGGGGCAAUUUUACUAAUGACUUUAACGUUAACCGUAAGUACCAGUAUAGUAAAUGCUGCCAACUGGAAACCAUAGUCAUAAAAAGCGAACGAUUUUUUGUGGGCGCUUAAUUUACUUAAAGUCGUAAAGAUUUUGCAAGGAAGCAAACAAAAACGGGCCUUCUGCGUAAUUUUGUGUGUACUUUGAAUUGACGCCUGUUUCAUAUGAGAACUCAAGCAGUCGCUAUUUUCAUUGUUAUUAUUUUGUAGAUAUCGUUGCAUUUACAGAUAGUUUCAUGUCAACAAACAUAUAAUGUGACAACAUGGAAAUAAACGCGUAACAUAAAAUAACUUACAAUCGACGGUCAGAUGCAAAACUUGGAUAAAACAACUUACAGGUUUAAACGAUAAUUUAGGGCGUUUUUUGAAAUUUUAGUUACAAGAACUCCUACGCGACAAUUUAGAAGACCACUUGACGAACAUACGCGUGUCUAUUCAUACAAGCUGGAUCUGUGGGUAGGGUGGGAAGGAGGCAGUAAGCGGCUAGCAAAUUAGACCAUCUCCAUGUGCAUUUACUCGUUUACUUGCUUCCAUGGAGCAGGUUAUAUUGGCCCAACGAGUCGGCACCUACCCACCAGAAUACGAGAACACCUGCCAUAAAGGCUAGGGAAAGGUGAAGUUAAAUGUACACAGCUCCCUCCUCGCACACUUGGUUAAUUCUGGGCGUCGAGUGGACCCCAAAAAAGCCUUCCGUGUGAUUUACAAGAUCCCACCUAACUUAUCUAAGCAACUGAGUCAGCGCCUACUAGCAACAGCAGAAGCGACUGCCAGUACGCUACGGAGGCCGGUCCUGUGCGCGCGGAAGAACCUCUUGCACGUUCCGCGUCUACGUUGACCGAAGAUCGAUCGAUUGCAUGCAUGUCUCCUCGCCCUCGGUCCCCCACUUCCCCGUGACACGGCUCUACCGAACCCUUACUGCCACUUACUGCAUCCUUCCUUCACCCUAUUCACACACCCCGCAUGUAUAAAAAGACGAACCGCAGUCAGUCUCUCUUAUCGCUCACACGUUUUACUUUGUGCAUUGUUCACAUGUAUGCAACGGAAGAAAAGUUCUCUCUUUAAACACAAAAUGAUAUGUUUACGAUCAUGCCUGUCAGUUCUAUUUAGAUUUAUUAGACACCGACCGGCCUCAUGCAUGUCACCUUAUGAAAACUUUUGAUCAUGCAACGUCCCCAUCGGCUAACUCAAACAAUAUCCAGCUUCUUUUGUUGGACCCCAUCUCAUUUAACUCCACAUAGUCAAGGAAAACACGAAACACCGGAAAACUGUUUUGGAAUCCAUACUCAGAAUGUAGGCAGUUGACAAACCGUCACAUAUGAAAUCACACUACUUAUUAAACGAUAUUUAGGUGUAAACGUCACUAUAACACUGCUAUUAGACGUUAUUUUAUGUCUUCUUUCAUAAUUACUACGUUUUUGGUAUGAGAAUACAUCAUAUACAUCUAAAAACGAAUUUUACUUAAUUAAAGCCAUUGUUGCCGUUUUCGGGAUAUUGCGCUUUUCAAAAUAAAUCGGCAUUUCUUAACAACGCAACACUGCCUAUAGUAUUUCUUUUAUGUUUUUAAUUCUUUUAAACUUGUACUUAAUUUACAUAGAAGCUGGAAUCAUGAUAUGGUGUCGGUUUGCGAUUGAUUGGCAAUCAUUCGUAAAUUUCGAUACAUUUCAUGAGUAAGGCCACGAACUGUAAAUGGACUUGUCUGAUAAGAAUUUAUUGAAAGAACGCGUAUGCUCGCCAUAUGGUCAUUUUUAAGUUGGCCACUUUUAUCCUCUUAGAAAAAAACAUUUGGGCUUAUUCUAUUCAGGGGGGGUCUGGCUCUAAAUUCUAUUUCAAACUAAUGGACAAACGUAUUUAUUUUCUUUGGCUCUAUGCACGUUCUGAUAGUCGCACAUCUUUAUUCUUGAACAUCAGUAAAGAGCAUUCUGAUGUGACUAAGAGAAACCAAAUUACAUAGACAUUCGAUCAAAAUCCAUUAAUUGAUAUAUGAGGCAGCAUUCUAAAUAUGCUGAAACUCAUCGGUAUUUUAUAUACAAAAUGCUGGAGUGAGAAAGGCUUUCUGUUGCCACGUUUACCUUAUUAUGUCAGGAAGGCAGGAUUAGUUUUCCCAAAUAUUUUUCAUAAUUGCAGAAAUUUUUAAUAAAAUGGAAAACAAGGUGGACCAACAUUCAAAAUUGCUUAUCGUAGGCAAAAAACUCAAUAACAGUUUUUGAAUAUGUAUCGGUAAUGUCCGUUACAGUGAUUUCGGCUUUCUGUAAUUGGUACGGCAUUUAUGCCUCUUAAAUAAACUUUUCUGACUUUCACUGGCUUAUACUAGUAACCGUAGAUUACUUUCACAAAAUGUCGCAUUUUGCGUCUGGAUUAGAUCUUUUACAUGCUUUAGUGGUUACUUUACAAUGUGGUUCACGUUCAAGAUUUUUCUUCAUAAGCAUGAAAGAAAAAUUGCUCACCGUGACAUAAAGGCCGAAAACGUCUUCUUCGCUGUUCGCUCGUCGGUGACUGACUCUUAUGAAGAUAUAGCGAAGUCGGGAUCCCUACAAAAGAGGGAAUAUGCUGGAAGUGACGCACAAAUAAAGAUUUUGGGUGAAUGUAGAGUGGCGAGAAAGCGUCUGCAGAAUUGUUCUUCGCUGGAUUUGUCAGGUAAUUUCCAAUGGUUACAUCGCUAUAUGCUUCUCGCUAAAACACGCCGCUAAAAUAACCUAUUUUUUGAAAACUUCUAUAGCUUAAUAGGGUGAAACUGAGGGAUCUUUAAAAAUUCGUGGAAAGAUGUAACUAUUUAAAUUCGAUGUUUUUUGUUUGUAAUAUAUUUAAAUGCAUUUCUUAGGAAUGCUCGUUACUCCUUACUAUACUGACUAGUUAUGCCUAAGUUUACUUUUUGAAUGGCUGCCUAUAUUUAAAAAUUCCCCCAUCAGUACGUUUCGAAUGCCAGGGUCAACAUUCUACUUUGUAUGCACCAGUAUGAAGUAGAAACAAUGCCAUUAUCCAUCGUUUACACGAAACCAUGUCUUUGAUGUGUUGAAGUUGGACUUACGAUCUCUUGAUAGGGUAAAGUAGCAAGAAUACACCUUAAGCAAAUAUUUAUUUGCCCUUGCAUCUUCAUCUGAGAACACACUUCUGGUGAGAGUAUUUGGCUAUAUCAAAAGCGGUUGGUGAGUACUACUUGCAGUAAACAAAUAAUCAAAAUUUUCUUGCUGAAAAGUUGCAUAAGCUCCUUCGGUCAGUUUAUGGACCCCACGCACAUACCAAUUUGAAAAUAAGAGCCAUUUGUUCGUACCCAUACUCACAAUUUAUUUUACAGUCGUUGAAUAACCGGUUGUUUGUGUUCGUGUUUCCUUUCCAACUAUAUCGUAUAGAUGACUUAAAGUUAACCUAUGCCAUCAAUACAAACUGCACAAGGAAUGAGAUCUUCAGACUUAUAUGUUUUAGUGACAGAUUUGUGUAAUUCGUCUGACCCACUUGUGAAGACUCGGAGGCAUCUGUGAGGUUUGCACUCAUGAAAAAAAGUAGCUCAGGUGGCUAGAACGUUCAGUCCAGUUCAGUCUAUUCGAGGUUAAUUUGGUCUGCAUCUUUGAACUCCUUGUUUUUUUUGCAAGCAUCAAAAUUAUGUUAAUAAUUUUGAAAGGUGAACACCGAGCCAUUAUUGAACUAUCGCAAACUGUACAGGUAGACGAACACUCUUAAGUGUUAAUGACACUGCCAGACAUACAUGCGUAUAUGCGAUGAUUAGUGCGUAGUACAUCAGUCAUUUUAAGCAAAACCAUACUACAGAGAAUGCAGUGCGAUUUUAAUUGUCUUCAAGCACCGCUGUAAAUAUCGUUAAUUAGGAGGCGAUAAGAAACGUUCGUAGACGAGGGCUACUUAAACAUUCACAGUAACAUUGCAAACGUAAUAAAUUGCAAAUAAGGUGAACACGCGAGCUCUGGAAUAAUACGUAUAUUAGUCUGAGCUUUCGGUCUCAUACAGGAGGACGUCGUCAGAGACUGAGAACGCGGCGUCAAAUGAGCAGUUUUGUAGUCAAACAAUGACGGAGGGGGAUGAAAGGAGCAAACGCCAUGAUGAAACGCGUCUAUUACAACGGAAAGGCACAAGCCCCCCUUGACGACCAACAGUCCUACAAAUCCACGCCUUCCUCGCGAGCCAAAACGAUGGUCGGUCAACUAACCGGACUCUUGAACCGAAUCAGGCACAACAGUGCAAUAUCGCUAGACGAACGGCGACAGAUGAAACCAAAGGACACGGCACUGGCCCGCUUUUAUAAAUUACGCAAAAUCCACAAGCCAAAUGUUCCCCUUCGACCGAUCGUUGCCUUGAAAGGCAGUCCCACUUACAAUCUAGCCAAAUGAAUGGUCCGAAAACUAAACUUUCUCCGAGAAGGCUCGAAGACCUCCAGCAAUUCGACCUACCAACUCCUGCCUGACAUCCGAGGAAUAACUAUUCGACCUGAUCAGAUUAUGAUGUCCUCUGACAUGGUUUCAUUAUUUACAUCUAUCUCACCGGACCUGGCACGCGACGUUCUAUAUAAAUGACUCGAACAAAAUUACGACGAAACGAAAAGACCUUUAAAAAUCGAUCACAUACUAAAACUUUGCUUUCUGCCAACAAGCCUUUUUCACUUUUAAUGACAGAACAUACGAGCAGAUCAAAGGAACACCGAUGGGUUCGCAAAGAUCCAGGCUCGUUGCGGAACUAGUCUUACAGGAGUUGAAAAAAGUCGCCUUCGACUACUAUGAACCCGCGUUUUGGCGCCGGUACGUAGAUGAUACGUUUGUCAUAAUUGAAAGGAGCAGAGUAACAGACUUUCAAGACCUGUUUGAUGACAUCUUCCCUGACAUUCAGUUCACGAGGUAAGAAGAGCAUUUCGAACAGUUUCCUUUCCUCGACGUCCUCGGGACACGCACACCCAAUGGCGAACUCAACACCACGGCGUAUAGAAAAGAGACUAACACGACUCAGAUUCUCAACUUCUAUAGUAAGCACCCAAUGGCGCAUAAACGCAGCUGUGUAAGGGCACUCUUCCAAGGGGUAAAACGCAUUGCAGUGAACCGGAGUGAUGAGUACGAGAACUACGGCACCCUCGGGACCAACUGGCAAGGAAUGGAUACGUAAACAGUUUCUUCAGCCGCAGUCUCCGCAUGCAACCACGACGAACAAACGGAAGAGAGCCGCCAACAAUCUGGCACCCUCCACCAUAUAUAAAGAAUGUGUCCGAAGCGACGGAACGCAUCGCUGGAGAGCUCGGCGUGGGUAUCGCUCACCGUCCGACAGCGAUCAUGCGCAACAAGAUCAUGCGAGUUAAGGAUCGAAUAGACGUAGGAGAACAGUCGGAUGUCGUUUAUCAGAUCCCAGGCCGGGACUGCUCUCACCAUUACACAGGACAGACCGAACGACGGCUUAGCUCGAGAAUAACUGAGCAUAAAAGGACAGUCUGGAGAGGCGAUCCGUUUUUCCAAGUCGCCACUCACACCCCGGUGGAAGGCCAUGGAUUAAACUUUGUGAGCAAACGGAUAGUGGCGCGCGCCAGCAAUAAGACAUGGCUAGAAAUGCUGGAGGCCUCGAUGUCUGACAUCAGCUCCAUAAACAGGCACAUUGAUAUACCCCCUGCUAUCACGCGCUCCGCUCCCGCGACCAAGAGGUGAGACCCCAUUCCCAGUCAAGGGUGCACGCGGUCACGCCGCCGUGAGACGGCGUGGACUCAGCCUUGUCGCGACCACCACCACCACCCCUCCUGAACUUCUAUCCCCUCCUUCAUUGUUUGACUAUAAAAACUGCUGAGUUGACGCUGCAUUAUCACUGUCUCUGACGGUGACCUCCUAUACGAGAACGAAAGCUCAGACUAAUACACGUAUUGUCCCAGAGAUCGCGUGUCCAUCUUCUUUACAACGAGACCCUGGGAUUCGCAUAUUCGCUUCCAUCCGUAAUAAAUUGUAAAUGCAGAGCGUCAAGAUGUGGGUCAGAUAACGUUAUGGUGUGAGCUGUUAGGAGUGCAUUCCAAGCUCCAACUCCUCUGUUCAAGUACUUACCUGUGUUUAGUCUGGCCAGUCACAUACAGUUUGAUUGUCCUCGCAGAUUCGUUGUGAUUGCUAACUUGAAGUCCCCAGGUACAAGACAGCUAUCCUGACCGUGCAUGAUGCAGAAUGCUCGUAUCUGCCCGUAACUCAAUGGAAAACGAAACGAUCUUGGAUAAUUGUGUUCCAUAGAGCUGCGAGACCCGUCCAGUUUCAAGUUUGCUUGCGUACCACUGAAAGUUCCCAAAGCAAUAAGGUCCUUGGCAGUCCAAGAUUUCUCGGUUAAGAUGACGGACUACAGUUCGAAAUACUUAAGCGAAACCGUCUUCAUCGAAGCUUGAGAAAUUCGGCUUAGCAAGACUCAGGACUGACAUAAUUGAAUUGGUUACCGUUGCGCUGUGCGAUAAUGGUUUAAGUGAAGUCCUUAUCACCACAGCCAAGUUUUUCCGUGCGUCCACUUCUUGCAAUGGCAUGUUAUUUAGACAGAAAAUCUUGCAUUUCUGGAAUCUACUUCCGUUGAAUCGUACGAUGUUGGAUCUUUGUUCAAAGUAAAAGAGAAAAAACUGUCAUUAAACUGUUGCCCGAGUCGUUUUAGGCUUACCUGCAGGCGCUCCUCGUCAGCUUCAGUUCGUGCAACACUCCAAAUCCUGAUCUCAUCAGCAACCAUGGGGACAGAACAGGCCAGCUCAUUGACGCAGUCGUUGACUUACACAAUGAACCGGACAGGACCAAGUAUUGAGCUUUAGGGGACAGCGCUCGCAACCACAACCUCAACCGGCUGCUUGUUACCCACAUAGACCAUUUAAUAGAGGUCAAUUAAGGAGCUUGUCCCCGACGCCUGUUCGGCUAAGUUUGUACAGAAGCCGCUGAUGGAGUGCACUAACAAAGGCCUCCGUAAAGUUGAUACAGACUGCAUGCACCGCAUUCCUUCCAUCAAGUGCCCGAGUCUAGUGUUCUAAACAGCAAAGAAAGUUUCUCAAGCAAGACGCACUUUUAUGAAAUCCAUGCUGGGCAUCAGAUAGUACAUUUUGUCGCUCUAAAAACGCAGUAGCUCUCGCGUAGUUAUUUUUUUAUGAUUUUUCAGAGAACCGAAAUGAGGCCCACUGGUCUGUAUACAUUUGUGGUGACCUUGCUCCCACCUUUACGCAGUGAGUUGUGCAGACUUCCAAUGGGCGGACAAACAGUCGAUUUCGAACGAGGCUGUAAAAUGCGUGGCGAGUUGUUCGGCUACUUUAUCAGCAAGUUUCCUCAGUAAUUGGGACGUUAUGUCAUUUGAACACGGUGAUUUUUACUCAUUCGGCGCCAAAAGCCCUUUACUAUCAGUUGUUUCUGUAAAAUAUGCAGUCUCAAUCUUAGGGAACUCCGCAAGUCGCAGUCGCGUAGAGUGAAUUCGCUUUUCCCCGCAAAUAUGAACCCAAGAAAAUUCAAAAGAUACAAUGCUUUUGCCAGUCUUUACUAACGCCUAGAUCUUCACUAGCCUUCAGUCGGGACAUGGGAUCUCUGCCUCAUGUACCCCUGACGUGGCAGUGGCCAACCUUGGAUUUUUAACGGCACGUUUCAGCCGAUUUCUUUCGAACUCAUGCCGUGUUCUGAGGACAAGUCCCUUGACUAGGUUCCUCUGCGCCUUGUAUGCAUUUAUCGGCACAGGGUUCUUAUCCACUCCGUAUUUGUUCACGUCCCUCUUGAAGGCCUGUGCCAGUCACUUGGAUUUACUUUUCAGUCUCUUCCGUGAAAUCGGGCGGUGGUUUCGGGGUCGAAUACGAUGAAUCACUGAUCAAUUCCCAACCCUCGGCUGUUGUCGGAAAAGCUGAUUCCCAUGUCAUGUUGUUUAUCUCGGCCGUCAUUUGACUAAAGUCACCGUGCCAUAUGCUUCUGAUGAGUCUGAUGGGCCAUUCGGGUACCGAAAAAUGUAAUAUUCCGAGAACUGGGCGACAUGACUGUUUCGACCUGUGAAAGGUAGACAUUAAAGCUCAUCAGUUCUGUCCAGUGAACUCUUGAGCACCAACUGCAGACAGUUUGACUGUUACCCUCAAGCACCAUUGUCCGGAACAAGACGUACUGAGUCAGAAAUAUCCUAAAUGUCAUGUUUAAUAAACGUCGGUCAGAUACUAGUUCUAGACCAAAUGCAUAAACUGGACUCCAGCCAAUAUGCGAGGCAUUCAAAUCUCUCAUGAGCAGGACGUCAGGUCGACUAGAGAAUCUUUUUAGCUCCUUUAUCAAACGAGUGUUAGCCUCGGGCUUACUUCUCGGUGUUCGACAGCCUGUCCCGGACCUCAAUGCUUUGAUGUCAUGGUACCUUUAUAGCGAGUCAAAUAGCCUCAGUGUCGCAUACGAACCUAUCUGUUUUUUCUGACACAAGCAGUCCGGGUUAUACGUACAUGAGCACUCCUCCCCCUGGCAUUCUCUCUUAUCUCUUCAAAAUAAGUGAAAUUCGGUUGGUGACAAUUCUCGGUCAUCUACAUUGUCACACAGUCAUGUAUCUGUCAAAGACAUAACGUCUGGGGAGACGUCGUAGAUGCGGACUGCCAGUUUCUGGAAAUGACUCAUUAUGCCCAGUAUUUUGGUGUACACAGUUUCGAGUUUCAUAUUUUUGCAGUGUUUUCGUACAGCGCAGGUUGAACCUUCAUUUGAUGAAUAAGGUGGGCCUUCAUUCGAAGUGAUUCGGCCAGCAGAAUGCUAGAAGGCACUGCAUUAUCUAUAUGUCCUGUAUAAUCAAAUUCUUAUCUCCACUAUACAGCCGCAUUUGCAGUUCCAAAACUAACUGUCGCUGUUCCAUUCUCUGUAAGGCUGUGUAUUUCGGCUGACAAAGGCGCCGCGGUUGGCAUAUUUCACAAUGGAGCAUCGGGAAAUAAUAAUUCUGUCUUUUCCCGGGUAGCCAGCACUACUUGGAAGAGUUUGGGGCGUAGACAGUCUAGGAUGCCGAAGACGAGAAACGAUCGCCAGGACAAGAGCUUUAUUCGCCUGGCCUUUCGGAUUCCUGCUCAAACCCAUCAUCAGAGACAAUAGCAGAUACGUCCAAGCGCCUGUCGAGUCGACAGACUGAGCACCGCAACUUCCUCAGUUGGCUGCAUAGGUUCGAUAAGGAGACCUUGGAAAAGCCCUGAGUCUACCGAGACUCCUUCUUUGGGAAGUCCCUGAAUCAUCAGGAAUUGCCCUCUGUUCGACGAACCUCUCCUAUUGUAAGCAGAUCGCGCCUGGAGAAAGUUAACAUGUGGUCGUCACGAACUGACAAUGACACCUCUCAUUUUGCUCUACUUAGUUUCCGUUAUGCUUGUCUCUUGACACAGAGGUAACUAGUUCGCUCUCCUCGACGCUGGCGUUCUCUGGAAAAGACCUAUUCCUGUAACUGCAGUUGCUUAAACGGAUGUUAUUUUCAUUUUCAUAGGAAAUGUGAUGUUGUAGAAAAUUAGGCUUAUUUUGGAUUGUGGGCUUUGACAACUGCCCGGUUAAUAGCGUCACGGAGGUAGUACUGAAAGCACUUUGUUUAUUUAUUUGCUUGGACAGCCUUUUUUAUGGACUCCUACGACUAGCAGCAGAUUCUGUGGCUGGUCGUGAUUUAAGCAUGGACUGAGUUUUUUUCGGCUGUGGUAGGCCAGGACUCCCAGCACUCGGCAUCCUACUUUAGGGCCUCCACUGCGAUGCUACAGAACCCUCAUCUUCUUUUCUUUGGCGUCGGGUUUUCCUUCCUCCUUUUGUAGAUUAAGCGCAGAAUAGGUUAAUAUUUUCAGAUUGUUCACUUCGCUUUCAUAUCUAGAACCUUCAGCUCUACUUUAGCCCCGUACAUCACGUCUCUGAAGCCUUUGAGUUACAUACCCGCUUGGUGGGAGAAGAUCGGAUGACAAAAGGCCUAUCCUUGAAAUACAUCUGACGACUAGAUGCACUUAUCUGGGUAGUAUGUUUGUCCACUGCUACGCUCUCGCAUAUUCUGAUGGUCGACUUAUUCGUUUGGGGGUCGUGUUACAGGGUUCGAAUCCCAACCACCUACUCCUUUCUACCGAUUGUUCUCCAAGUCCGAUAUUCAUGUUUAUAUGGGAUGUCUGAGGAAUGUUUACAUAAAGGCUCUAGCGAAUCGAUUCAAAACCACCAAAUACAUGAAGAAAAUUUCAAAACGAGUCCGUUGUUAUCGAUAUUGUGAGGCUAGACAAAUAUGUUGGUUUAAAAUGGUCCUGCAACUAUCUCGGUGUGAAUGUCUCAAAAGAAAGGUACUGUUUGCGUGCGACUAUAGGUGUGGAGGGUGAAAAUCCGCGGAAAUCGAGGAUUCUAAACUAAAUUCGAAACACGCGCGUGUUGGCUGUACACAGGCCUUGCAGUUGCUGUAAAGUGUAUGAUCACCACCGAGGCCGCUGUUUUUUACGUUGGGUCAGAUUAAUCUUCAGGUGUUUUACAUAAAGACAACCAAGACAGCGGUUCAAUUCUCAACACUCCAGUAACUUCUUUAUUAGACGUGAAAUCACAAUUAAUGGUCAGAUUGGCGCCCUUUCUUAAUCUUAGUCAUGUGGCAUAUCUCGACCUGAGUUUCUGUUCAGGAAGAUAAAGGUAUAAUAUAAUCCCUAGAAUUACUGACCGUGACGCAUAUAUUGAAGAGGUCGUGUGUAGGUGUGGAAAAUAGCCCCAGGGCUUUAUCUCUUCCCAGUGCGGAUAUUUCAUUGACUGUCCAAACUGCCCGUGUUUUUCAAUCUCUUUUAAAUGAUAUUUAUUUCACAAUUAGGUCUUAAGAGACUUUAUUCGAACGUUCGCUUAUUGUUGAACCGGACGCUGUCAAUAAUAGCUAUCAAUGUAAAGUGUGGCCUUGAUCGAGACGAAAAUAUGCUUGAUACAUUCUUUUACUUUGCAUGAAUUUCAAUCUGUCCCAUUUUCCUAUCAAUUUGCUUUUGUUUCCAGACAGCCAUUCAAUAUAUGACUUUGAUUGAUGCCGUCAAAUGGACAGUAAUUACGGGGUAACGCAAAGGACCGACUCAUAUUUAUCAUUAUUCUCUAGAAUAUCUGGGUACUAUUACAAGGCGCUCAGUGUUCUUCAGCCAUCAUAAGACAACGAAAACAAAUCCCACAGUAAAAUGCUAACAACAUCAUAAAAGUAUAUUUUCUAAUGUCACAGCAAUUCGUGAUAACAGCAACAUCACUGCUAGCUUUGAGCAAAAAAGCAAUUAUCAGUUUCAGACGAAACAUAUAAUAGAGAAAAUGAGUACGGUCGAAUAUGUUUUCUGAUACCUAAAUUUGCCCUGCUCUAUAAAAUUAGUUACCUAAAUUAAGAGUAGGAAUUAUACCGCCAUACUUAGGUCAUAGUUUCACAACCAAUAGCUAUAUUUUCGAAAUUAACUACAUGAUUUCUAAUGAUUAUAAGUGAGUGGCAGUUUACAAACCCUUUGUAGCAUUGUGAAACUUUUGACUUCGUUUAUAUUCUGUGACAAGCUUUAGGCAACGAACACCAGCCUGUUGAAUCGCUGGACUUUUACCGCGUCAAAAUUGGAGAUUUUGGUUUCAGUAAAAUUAUGGACAGCCGAAAUCAACACUUGUCAACAUUUUGCGGAUCACCACCCUAUGCAGCCCCUGAAUUAUUUUCGUCUACAUCGUAAGUAACCAUUCAUCACAGUAAUUUACUCUUGCAUUUUCAAUCUGAGUGACUAAUCCUUCUCAGUUAAAUCUUCGUCCGACAGCACUAUUUUUCUUUUAAUUACAAGUUCAUGAGCAUUAAGUAUUUGGCUUUUGUUCAGUUAGUCGUUCCGUUGCAUCGAAAAUAAUAAGAAACAUCAGUACAAGAUUGGUAGCUUGCCAUUGCAUUAUUGGGGGACAAAAACUCAAUUUUACUAUGCUAAUAUGGGCGAAACUGCAUCACCGACAAGAACAAGGGGGACUGAAUUGGCCAUUUCUGACAUAUUAGCCGUCGUCAGACAAUCACACCCAACCCCGAAAUGUGGAACGCCCGGGGGUUGAUCCCGCGACCUGUUGGUUAGAAGUUCAACAUUCUUAACCACUGAGCCACGGGCUCGUUAUCCUGUCCGUUUUCAUCGGGCAUAUACAGUGGUGGAAGGGCGCUCACCGAUCCCGCUACGGGACUCACUCCUUCCGUUGUGCUUUGGUUAGGAGCGUUGGACUGCCAACCGACAGGUCGCGGGAUCAACCCCCGGGUGUUCCACGUUUCGGGGUUGGGUGUGAUUGUCCGACGACGGCUACUAAUUCAGAAAUGGCCAUUCCAGUCUUUUUUGUCCUUGCCGGUAAUGUUAUGCUGCCCAUAUCAUGCGCCCCUGUGCGGCAGCUGGCGGAGCUCGAGAGAGAGCUGCAAGGCACAACAAGAGGAUUGAGUCUCAUAGCCCGAUCAACGAGCGCCCUUCUACCACUAUGCUACUAACCAUCUCACAAAACAAAAAUAUGCUUAGUGUGGAAAUACUAGCAUUUCCGUGCACUGAAAGUGAUUUAUUGUAUGAACUGUCUACUUCGCAAAAUAAAUUUAGCUAUUUUUAGUCAACGCCCUAUAUGGUUUAUUUGAAAUUUCUUCCUGUGUUUUUCUUUGUAAGGUGUACCUUACCAUUCUAACAUCAUCAACGCACCCAAACACGGUAUUUCAGAACUAAACACCCCAUAGAAACUGUCUACGCGAAUUAACAAAGUAGGAAAUAACAGUUAAUAGUCAGGAUGCAAUGCGCUACAUUCAUGGAAGUCAUUAUCAGAACCGCAUUUACUUGUUAAAUCGUGUAAUCUGGAAGAAAGCCGGAUUGUUUAAACUGAGGAUUAGCACGACUCCUAGAUAAUUGGUUACUUUGAGUUUUAAGGGCCAUCUGUAAAAUAAACGGCGGAAGCGCGGAAAUAUUUUUAAAAAGCCUUAAAUCUUUCAGAUCUGUUAACUAUCUAAGUGCAUAUAAAAGUCUAUGCAGUUUUUAGCGUUUCUGACUGAGCAAAAAUGCUUCUAAGGUAGGCCCAGAUGUUUUUGCAAUAUUCACUUUCUAAUUGCUCAGCUUAAAAGUCCAAAGUGAAACAUUGGACAUUAUCAUUCAAAUUUUGUGUUUUUUGUAUAUCUUCCACCUUUUGGAAGAUACCUUGAAUAACCUCACGGCGUGUAUUUUAGGAGCAUAUAUACGGCGUAAUGUUCCUGGACUGACGUUUUUGUUGUAAUGGCUCUUCACAAUUUUGGCAGUUUUUAAAGUUGGCGAUUCCGUCAUUUAUUCAACAAAAUUGGUCUAAAAAAUAACAUCCUACUUAGAUAAAUAUUUAUAUUGUAAUAAAUAAUAAGAUCUAUAAUGUUGUUUGCCUUAUGCUUACAUUUUAUCUACAAUUUUUUAUGCCCAUAGUUUUCAUUUACAAAAUUAAUGUCAAAUACGAAAGCUAAUGUGACCCAUUAAUUUUGUCCAAAAGGGUAAAUAAACAUGACUGAAAUCUGCCUCUUUCAUAUCACUAAUACGAUGCCUUGACUGCUCGUGGCAAAUUUAUUGUUCUCACGCCACUCCUUUGUAUGAAACUUUAUAUGCGAUUCAUGCCUAGCAGCGCGCUAACGAAUUCUAUUUUACUUUCAGUUAUCUCGGACCUCCAGUCGACAUAUGGGCGUUAGGGGUUCUUCUUUUUUACCUUCUAGUAGGCUUUCUACCCUUUCGAGGUCGAACUGUCGGCCAACUGCGUAAGUCUAUUCUAGAAUGUCAACAGGUGAAGAUCCCACAGCGUAUUUCCGAGUCGGCGAGCAGCCUAAUAAGAGAACUUCUUUGCAAAAAUCCGCUGAAUCGCCCCAAGGCUGCUAAGAUCAUUAGCCACGCUACACAUCCCUCAUCAUCACUUCGACCAGCGUCUGUGAGUGGGGUGCAACCUGGUGUUAAAUCGCAUACCAUAGACUCGGAGUCCUGGUUGGCUGGACAAGUUUUCCCAAAGGCCUACCCAUGUUUUCGGAUAAGUCCAAAUGUGCGUUAAACACCUUGUCCUUGCACGCAUUAUUCACGGCACAGUAAAAAAGCUACUGUUUCUUUGCUAAAAGCCCAUAAGGAUGUUUACGGAGUAGCCUUAAAAUCGCACCCUUUGCUCGCUAAUCAGACGAAUAUCUCUGAAAAAUGCAUGAACCACCCACAUUAUUCUUCUCAUUAAAGUUAAAAACCGGAAAUAUUUGACUUAAGUCUAGUUAAUACUGUGAAAGGAAGAAACUGUUCUCUAUGGUCAAGUCCAACAAUAAAUAUGUUUUUUAACUUAUUGAUAGGAAAAGAGUGAAAGCUUUUCGUAGAAAUAAGGUUCCUUGCCCGUUUGUAUUUCCCAUACUACGAUGCCUCUUUAGCAAGUUUUAAUUCAUUUUCAUCCGCAUAGCUCCGUCAUAAGGCUACCCAUAAUGAAAAGUCGUCUAUGUAACGUUUUAACAUGUCUGAUUUUGCCCAAACUGAUUAAAAAUAGGACGUUAUCUGUUGAAGGCAUCUGAAUUUAAGCAAAAUUCGUUUGGGCAUUAUUUAAAUCGGUUACAUAUGUCGCGGCAAUACACUGAGAGGCGGUAGUUGGGAAUUAAAAGCCGCUGUGUUGCUUCUUGUUUGAAUGCAAAGGAGUUCAGUUUUAGGAUUAUGUAUGUAUAGUUUGGGGCUUAUGUCUUGCUCAUCGGUUAUGGUGACUAUUUAAAAAAGAACGUAAUCAUAAAAGAUCGCCGCAAAAUAUUGAAAAUAUACCAGCGCAGUGUAAAGUGACCUCCCGGAGGAAAAUACUUCAUUGCAAAUUCUCUCGUAAACAUGGCCUAAUAAGAUGUAAACCACAUGGUAGUCCUUCGCUUGAAAGCUGCCCACAGUGCUGAAAGCAAAUCACUAGCAACAAAUUACUAAUAUGAUUACCAAAACACAGUGUUUUGUCCUAAUUAUCAGUGCUGCAAGAGUGUUGACAUGUUGAAAGCGUUCCUAAAAUCGGUGUAUUUUAUUUUAAUCUGUGAUCCUCACGGAAGGGGACUGAGGUAGAAAAUAAAACAAGACAUUUUGAAAAUCUCGUUGUGGCUCCAUUGAUAUCUUGUCCAUUCUCAAAUGAUCGCAUGAACUGCUGUAUAUUGGCAACUGUGACAGCAAUCAUCUUGCGAAGAUACCCGUCCAUGUAUGCAUCCAUUCUCGUUCCCCUUGAUCAGGACUGCAAGUCCGACUUAAAUCUGACUGACUCUCUUUCAGGCACCCUUGGCGCUUAAAACUCCGUUCCAACUGUCAACCAGUUGUGUGAAUGAUCACAACAAACAUUUUCACAUGCCCGCUACACUAUUAAAGUGCGUGACCUAUCUCAUGAAAUGUUGGCUGAAAUGCUAAAAUGCGUUUUCGAUUAGGAAGGAUUACUUGGUCGCGGUUAUGAUACUGAUUAUCUUAAGGCAUACUCUUAUAACAUUUCGGGCUCGGCAGGAUGUCGGCUUUUAAAUGCACUUCUUUACAAUCUCCUGUAGAAAGCGUGCUCGGUAAAAAAUGACUACUUAAGUAGCAUGCAUUUUUCCCAUCGAUUUUUGAUGGUCUUGGAUAUUCAAAUAUAUUUUAUAGAAACCGCAAACAAAAAUAUGCUUUCUUUUAGUCAAUCAAUAGAGAAUCACGUCUUCUUUAUAUUUUAUACUUAAGGAAGGAGUAUAAUUAGGUGUUAAAAAAGUUUUCUAAUUGCCGAAAAAUUUGGAGCCUGAUUAUUCGUUGCAUUAGCGCUUAGUGAUUACACUCUACAAGGUGCAUGCUUUCCGCGUAAAGAAAAUCCCAUAUUUUUCUAUGUCAUUAAAGAGAUAUCAUACAGGGUCCAUAAAGUUUUGCAGUGGAUGCGGACCAUGUUGUACAUUUCAUGAGGAGCAGUGGUAAACGGCCAGGUACGAUGCUAUGUGAAUGGACAUAUCGCGGUCUUAAAAAGUCUCAUAAUUAGAAACUUUUUUAAAACCUAAUUAUACUCCUUUCUUAAAUAUAAAAUAUAAAGAAGACGUGAUUCUCUAUUGAUUGACUAAAAGAAAGCACAUUUUUGUUUGUGGUUUCUAUAAGAUAUACUCGAAUUUUCAAAACCAUCCAAAAUCAAUGGGAAAAUGCAUGCUAAUUAAGUAGUCAUUUUUUACCGAGCACGCUUUCUACAUGAGAUUGCUAAGAAGUGCAUUUAAGAGCCGACAUCCUGCCGAGGCCGAAAUGUUAUAAGAGUAUGCCUUAAGAUAAUCAGUAUCACAACCGCGACCAAGUAAUCCUUCCUAAUCGAAAACGCAUUUCAGAAUUCCAGCCGACACUUCAUGAGAUAGGUCACGCACUGUAGAUUUUUAGAUGCAAUAAACCGUAAAAUGAUGAAUAGCAUUUUCACACUUGCUUCAAAGUGACUCCUUAUUCGAAAGUUGCAAUUUAAUUAUUACUCAUUUUUCGGCCUUUCCAAUGCACUCUAAGCCCGGCGCCUGACUUUAAGCAUACUUUUUAAUGUCCGCUAAGUAACACUGGAUGUCCAUAGCAUAAACAUGCAAAUUAUGUCUUCUCAUUCCAGUGCGAUUUUCAAAGGCCCCAAGGCCGCUAUCCCAUGCCAACCAGAACUAGCGAUAGCGCCUCACGUUUGUCACUAACAAUCCUGGACACCAAAAGUCCGUCUGCCGAUAUCGAAGCUCUUGACAAAACUACAAACCGGCUGUCGGUGCCCAGUCGCGAUGAUAUUUUUGACGACGGGCGGGGAAGUGACGUUAGUGCGAGAAGUAGCCUCCUGCCAGACGCAAUCGUAUAUCAUUCAGAGGCUGAAGCUGCUCGUCUGCUUCUACAUAUGGGGAUUUCACCAGAGCAGAUGGAUGUUGCACGAUGUCUAGAAGCCCGAAGUUCCAUCACUGGAGCCUAUCGCAUUCUUCUUCAUAGGCUUCAUAGGUAAGAUUUAACCAAAAAAUGCAGUCUUCUAGUUAGUCGGCUCGGCACGCGCAGUGUGAAGGUAUUUUUCUGCAACAUUAAUAAGCAGAUGUCGGAAUUCUAUACGCCGCGCAAUAAUUUCCCCUAGUUAUCUUUUCUCUACGGAUUACGAUUUCAUAUAUUCCAGACGAUCCUAAUAAACUUUUUUAGAUCUGCGAACAAAGGUUUUAUGAAACCACGCUCCCCGCUUUAAAUUUAGUGAACCACCAACUUUGACUUAGCGCUUUCUGCUUGCGUAAAUUGAUUUUGCUCAUUUUUAAAUAUCUGUCGCCAAAAAGACGAAUGCCUGAACUUAUAAUUCUCUUAGAAAUUACGGAAAGAGAAUAUGUGCUUUUUACGUGCCACUCUUACUUAAAGGCAAAACGAAAUUUUUACGCAAAGGAAGUGUUUAAAUAUUUGGAGACUAUUUACUUACAGACGAUUUUUUGAAAUUUGUCACUUUUUACAACUGUUUAAAGCGGAGAAAGUUUGAAGAUUUCAUUGGAAAAACUGACAAAUUAAAUCAUGACUGUUGUUCACUUGCUGGUGUUUUUUUACGUAUAGAGUAGAAUAGCAGAAUCACUAUCGUACGUGACAAUGCGAUUUAUCAUUCAUCAUGGCUUUGGUAUCAGACAGUGCUGAAUAAAAAGAACUAAGUGAAAAUUGUUUGCUGUUCUUAGUAUCUAUGGCGAACGUGUUAAAAUUAAUAGCCUACGCAAUAGCCGAAAGAUGGUCGGUUUAGCUGCAAAACCGUUUACAGACUGAGACCUUAAAUUGGAACACAAAAUAAACAACAGGCUAUAAAUAGAGAAAACAUAAUGGUUUUAAAAUUUUUACAUAUAUUAACUGAAAAAAUGGAAGUCGUCUAAAGGAAAAAACGAUUCAUAAAAAAUACAUAUGACAAGUAAAAACUUAAAGACAAAUUUUUAUGUUUCAAGACGAAGCAUUGAGCAUGAAAGGAAAUAAUGAGGAGUAGAAAUAAUGAAGAGAACGAAUGUACGGAUAGCUACCCCUGUGUUAAACACCAGGAAGUCUGAUAAACUGCGUAACCGUCGAGGUUGUCAAAAAAUGUUUGUGAACUGAAAGUACUCAGCUCAUAUUAUAAUUUCCCUAAGGUGAAAAGAUAUCUUUUGGUCUACCUUAUCCGCGUUCGAUUGGAGUAGAGUUAAGGCCGUUCUUGGGGAAAAGACUGCCCCGUAACCUCAUGUUCACAGACCAGUUACCCUCGUUAGAAGAGAAAUUUAACAGCAGACGGAAUGCUUUCUAGCGGACAUGUGCAUUAUUCUGUCAAACUACUUUGAUGUAGAUCGUUAAACCCGAUGCAGUUUUUCAUAAUUUAGAUGGAUCCUUUUUAUAGCCAUCCAAAGUAUUUAAAAUCGGCAAUUUUUAUAGGUCAUCCUUCAAAUAUUGCUCUCCUGCAGAAAUACUUCCCGUAAACGACCACCUGAGAGAUAAUAGCAAGAGGAACCGUGUUUUCCAGGGGACGGCCGGUGAUAAACAUAUCCCUGAGCAAAGAAACCGUCCUUUAGUAGUUUAUUCUAAGAACAUUGUUUUAACUCAUGCACCACAGCUAGGUUGAUUUCUCCAAUGUCUUGUACUUGGAGUAGCAAAAGCGAUGGACUUAGUCCUAGUAGGCCGCAAAAACUAUUUUGACCAGAAAUCACAGAAUAACUUUUAUACGCACUUUAGACUACGAAGGCUCAGCAAUUUAGUUGUAUCUGGUCAGGAAAAAUCAACACCCAGUGAAUUUGUAAACAAAUCUGUUAUCAAUACCGGUGCCGGAAAUACAACCUUUAACGAGUCCCUUAUUGAGACUGCAGGACAACAGGACACCACGUUGGAGAGGGAAUACAACCAACUUGAAUGGAGACAACGUCGGGUCUGUUCACUAUUAUAG